This is a messenger RNA of Gongylonema pulchrum, 648 nucleotides long. Lineage: Eukaryota; Metazoa; Nematoda; Chromadorea; Rhabditida; Gongylonematidae. The record is from the annotation of a GenBank genome assembly.
AUGUCGGGGGGUUUGGGACGACUGCCAAGCGAGGAAGAAUCUGAGGAUAGUCUGUGGAGUGUGCCGGACAAUGCUGCUGGACCAGGAUAUGCUCCAAUGGCACCCAGUGAUCGGUGGCUAGACGGACUAUCAACAAAGGUCGGCGACUGUGUGCUGUACCGCGGUGAAGCAUGUCGCGAGUAUCUUACUGGACGCCACAUUCUGAUCACAAGCGACAAUCGAGAAGAUCUGUACGAUGUCGAUCGGAAUUUACGAGCGGCGAUGAUGUUCAUUAACAAUAGCCCCGAUAUAUCGGCCCAGUGCAAGCAUUACUCACAUGCUGUUGCAUGCUAUCACAUGUACAAAGCAGAAUUGUGUCCAAAGGAACUGGCACUAGCAGCCGAGCACGAUCUUGUUGGUGACGACCCGAAAGCUCUGCUACCCAAAUGCCAGUCACUGGAUCCGAAGGCUGAUUACUGCAUUCCGAUCGUCAAUGUUCCAGAGUCGGGGACUGGCAGUAGUGAAUCAUCAUUCGGUUCCUCCAAGGACUCAUCACCUCACUGGUGCUAUGUGGAUAGUGGUAAAACCUAUGAGGGCAGUGUUUCAUCAACAAAAUCCGGCAAAAGAUGUAUGAAUUGGACGCAGAGCACUUCCAGGUACAAUCACUGA